AUGGCAAGCAAGAUGUUCUUCAUAGUGACAAUAGCAUUGGCUAUUGGCUGUGGCCAUGGAUUUUCAGACCUUCAGAUGGGUAGUCUGAAGUGUGCAGUCGCAGCAUAUGACAGAAUCGCAUGUUUCGGAGAGGAAGUUACAAAAGAACAAUGCAAUGCCAGGCGGUGUUGUUAUGAUAAUAGGCAAUCUGGUGCAAUCUGGUGCUUUAGACAAAGAGAUCUCAGACCUGGAUGCUAUGUUGACCCUGCCGAAAGAGUUGCAUGUGCAGGUGAAGGAGUGACACCCGCUGAAUGCAGGGAGAAAGGCUGCUGUUUUCAUGCAUUAACUGGUCAAGUUUGGUGCUAUAAACUUAACGAAUCAGAGGAUGCCUGGAAAUGUGCUGUCCCCAUUACCAAGAGAGUUGCAUGCGCUGGCGCAGGCGUCACACCUGCUGAAUGCAAGGAAAAAGGUUGUUGUUACAAUUCAAGCAUCUACAAUACCGUAUGGUGCUUUAAACCUCAAGUAUAACUCAUCUAUAAAAUGGAAUUGUUCAAGAGUUCAAGAUGAGAACAAAGUUGAAGAUUAGUGAAUAAUUCCUCUUCAUUCUAGUGAUUUCUUUUUUUUUGUGCUAAACCUAACAAUGAUUUAAAUUAUAUUCUAUGUCAGAUGCAUGUUCCCUCUAAGGCAUGAGCAUGCUGUUUUUGUACAUUUAGGGCUAUAUUACAAGUGGCACGCUAUUGCUAACGCGGGUCACAAUAUCCAAUAUCGCAACUGUGCACAUAUUACAAGCUGAAAAGAAACGGAUGAGCUUGUGCGUAAAUAAAUUUGUACUUGUUGGGUUAGAGGUUACCGUAAAGACUAAAGUGCACCAAACACAACAUAAAUACAUUAAUAAUAAGUGUUACACUCAUAUAUAUACACUAUCUGAUAACAAUUAUUCAUAUCAAUAUUAAGAAAAUAUCUUUAGAAGGGUUCAAAGGUAUAUAGUAUAUGUAUAAGUUUAAAUAUGUGUGUGUGAAUAUAUAUAUAUAUAUAUACAGUAUAUAUAUAUAUACAGUAUAUAUAUAUAUAUAUAUAUUGUAUAUAGAUGUGCCUUUAUGUAUUUACUGUAUAUAUGUAUAUACAUACAUAUAUAUAUACACAAAUUAACACAUAUAUACACCUGUAUAGACAUAUACGCACAAACACACACACACAUAAACUGUAUAUAUAUAUAUAUAUAUAUAUAUAUAUAUAUACAUACACACACUUUGGAGACCUUUCCACUCAAAUACCUUAAAACAUGAAAAACAAUUUUUAAAAAUUGUAAUAUUUUAUAAUGGGCCAGAUUACAAGUGGAGUGCAAAUUAAUGCUUCAGCUUGAGCAUUAAUUGCUCUAGAAGUAAGCUUUAUUGCGCUUGUUGGGUUGCACUCGUAUUACAAGUUGAAAAGUAAACUGUAUUUUGGCUCUUGCGCUAAACUGACACGCGCAAAAGCCGGAGUUAGAAUAUAACGUGCACGUUCACGGAUUCCCACAAAGAAGUCAAUGAAGAAAAAAAAAGUUAAAAAAAAACACCACACUCUGGCACAAACCCGAUCACAUAUUCUCAUUUACACUAACCCAACAAAAAAAUAUGAAUAUUUCACAAUCUAAUGUUCUUCAAAUAACAAAAUAUGUUCUUUUUAUUCAUAAAUACAUGUUUAUAUAUACAGUAUAUAUAUAUAUAUAUAUAUAUAUAUAUAUAUAUAUAUAUAUAUACUCAUAUAUAUAUAUAUAUAUAUAUAUAUAUAUAUUUAUACAUUUAUAAAUAUGGUGGUGAUUGAUGCAUGGUAUAAACUUCCACAAGAGGUGGUAAUGACAAACACUAUGGGGGACUUUAAGAAUGCCUAGGAUAAGCAUAAGGCUAUCUCCUAUGAACUAGAUAAGUUCAUACUUUUAGGAAAUAUCGAGCAGCCUUGCUGGGCCUAUGGCUCUUAUCUUCUGUAAAAUAUUCAUAACUCACUUUGAGUUGAAAGCUGCAGAUCUAAUGAAGUAUCUAUUGAUUUAUGUACAAAAAUCCUCAUAGACUUUAAUGGUGUUGUUAGUUUUUUAAUAUAAAUGAUUGUGAUUAAAAAUGAGAAUGCAAAUGUAUGACAGCCUGCUAAGAUAAGUGAUUAAAUGCAAUACGUAAUAAAUGAGCAGAAAUUACAAUUUUAUUUUAA
Molecule: messenger RNA, 2160 nt
Organism: Bombina bombina (fire-bellied toad)
Lineage: Eukaryota; Metazoa; Chordata; Amphibia; Anura; Bombinatoridae
Product: putative gastrointestinal growth factor xP4
Exons: 5
Coding region: 1-507 (168 amino acids)
Source: RefSeq, a predicted model, not a curated record